This is a messenger RNA of Amorphotheca resinae ATCC 22711, 1320 nucleotides long. RefSeq lists its product as hypothetical. The transcript has 6 exons. Lineage: Eukaryota; Fungi; Ascomycota; Leotiomycetes; Helotiales; Amorphothecaceae. The coding region runs from base 1 to 891 and encodes 296 amino acids. The record is from RefSeq and is a predicted model, not a curated record.
AUGGGUCAUGGUGGCAUGUUGGAUGUUUCGAGAAUUUUUGAGGGUGAGACUGUAGGGAAGACUGCGAUGCGAUGCGAUACGGUACGACACGACACGAUACGAUGCGAAGCUCUGGAUAGAGCAUCGAAGGGAGAGAGUGAGGGAGUCUUACGGACUCGCCGUGCCCAGAUCAUGGACAGAGAGGACGAUGUAGUGUACCGACCCUACCUACACGCAGUGCUACCCCGACGAACAGAACCGUAUACGCCGCUCCCGACAACAGCGCCCUGGGAUCCCGAGAAUUGCGUCGUCGGGAUACGACCCGAUGGGGGGAGUUUUAGAGCCCAGGCUAGGAGGUUCCAAUAUAUUUUACUUUGGGUAAUGAGUGGACGCGACUACGACAACUUUGGACUACUUGAGAGAGAGAGGAGAACCUGCGAAGAAGAAGCAAGAGUUAGAGUUACCCACCAGGUCUGCACUCGAAAAAAUUCGGAUGAAGAACCGAGUCUUCAACCUUUUUUUCAUGACUACUACUGCGUACUACUGUACGCAAGGAUAGAUAGGGGAGGGCCACGAGUCCCAAGACUCCCAAGUCCCAACUUCCAAGGUUCCAAGCUUGAAGUAUUUCACGCUUCGACGAUCCGUUCUGCAACUAAAGGCUUAAAGCCAGCGAUCGCAGCCCCUGAAUCCAUUGUUCUCCUCUUGGUGCUGUGGAUGACUGACACUUGGGACGGAAGCUUCGGUACUAGUAACUAUCUAGAGCACAGCUUUCACAGCACCGACUCCCGAGUUCUCUACGUGGGGCACUGGGGGAAGGGAGAGAGAGAGAGAGGGGUCCACGAUCCAUGUCGCGCGUGCCCGGAUAAAGUGGUGGUGCGAGGGUAUAUGGAUGGGUAUAUGUCAAAUCAAUGAUCAUCAAGAUAUAUCAUAUGGUCAUCAAGAGGGCCAUGGAGCAUGGGAUUUUACAUUGCAAUUAUUUGCAAUUUGCAAUCUGCAAUAAAGCCAGAACAAUAAUCCCCUCUGGCCAAGUGCCGCGGUGCCGGCGGGCGGGUGGAGACGGGAUGAUUCGGUCGGUCAUGAUCUGUGCCGCCACGCGGGCUUCGACUGUCGCCUUCUAGCCUUUCUACUGUAAGGUACAGUACCUGUCGCGGUGCAGGGCGGCCUUGCGACGGUGCGACGGGUACGACUCAGUCUACUGCGCGGAGGGAUGUACAGAACAGCCUGGUACUCGGGAUUUCAUGUGAAAAGUUCCAGAAGGACAGACUCACAGGAAGUCGAAGAUUUUCAGGCGAUCAGACCAUGAGAUAGGUGAGAUAGAUAUCUUGAUGGGGCGAAAGGACA